This is a messenger RNA of Anguilla rostrata (American eel), 4047 nucleotides long. Its product is annotated as stonustoxin subunit beta-like. Bases 545 to 1159 code for a protein of 204 amino acids. Lineage: Eukaryota; Metazoa; Chordata; Actinopteri; Anguilliformes; Anguillidae. Gene Ontology annotation, molecular function: protein binding. The transcript is spliced from 5 exons. The record is from RefSeq and is a predicted model, not a curated record.
UCUUCUUUGCAGACUGAACAACUGUAAACUCACACAGAAGUGCUGUAAUAUUGUGGCCUCAGCUCUCCAGUCAUCAAACUCACCCCUGAGAGAUCUGGAUCUCAACUACAAUAACCUGGGAGAUUCAGGAGUGGAGCUGCUCUGUGCUGGACUGAGGAGUCCAAACUGUAAACUACAGAGACUGGGGCUGGGUUGGUGUAAUCUCACAGAGGGCUGCUGUGAUGUUCUGGCCUCAGUCCUGCGUUCUCCUGACUCAGAGCUGAGAGAUCUGGAGCUCAGAGACAACGAGCUGCAGGAUUCAGGAGUGAGAGCGCUCUCUGCUGGACUGGAGGACCCACACUGUAAUCUGCAGAGACUGGGGCUGUCAGGCUGUAGAGUCACACAGAGAGGCUGUGAUUCUCUGGCUUCAGCUCUGUGUUCAAACCCCUCACACCUGACAGAGCUGGACCUGAGAUACAAUCACCCAGGAGACUCAGGAGUGAGAGCGCUGUCUGCUGCUAAACUGGACACACUCACACUGCUUGUAGACCAUGGAGGAGAGAACAUGACCAAACCAGGACCCAGGAAAUACGGCUGUCAGCUCACACUGGAUCCAAACACAGCGUACAGAGGGCUGUCUCUGUCUGAGGGGAACAGGAAGGUGACACACACACCAGGGAGUGAGCAGCCAUAUCCUGAUCAUCCAGAGAGAUUUGAGCACGAGCGCCAGGUUGUGUACAGAGAGAGUGUGUGUGAGCGCUGCUACUGGGAGGCUGAGUUCAGUGAGUCUGAGUGGUGGGGGGAGGUUUCUAUAGCAGUGACAGAUAAAGGAAUCGGCAGGAAAGGAGAGGGUUCUGACUGUAGGUUUGGAGAGAAUAAAAACUCCUGGAGUCUGGAGCGCAAGUUCAGUUACUCUGAUGUAUUAAAAUGCUCUGUCUGUCACAAUAACAACAAAACACACCUACCUGCCCCCCCCCCCUCCUGCAGAGCAGGAAGGCGUGUGUACAGGGUAGGGGUGUGUGUGGACCGUCCAGCCGGCACUCUGUCCUUCUACAGCGUCUCUGACUCUGACACACUGACCCUCCUGCACAGAUUCCACACACAAUUCACUCAACACACACCCCUCUGUGCUGGAUUUAGUGUGCUUGGCUCCUCAGUGUCCCUCUGCAAACUGGAGUAGAGACACCCACACACACACAUUCACGUACGCGCACACACAAACAUGCACGUGCACACACGCAUACACACACACACACACGUGCGCAUAUACACUUCCACGCAUGCACGCGCGCACACACCACGUUCUUAUACCCACUCACACACACACACCACACACACUCAUAUACACAUACACACACACACUCAAUCACACACUCAAACACACUCAGAUACACAUACACACACACACACACAUCCACACACACACAUACUCUCACACACACCCUUUCUCUCUCACACUCAUGCACACACACUCACACACCUACGCACGCACACACUCGUGCGCACACACUCACACUUACACACACAUACACACUCUCACACCCAAUCACUCUCACACCUUAUCACACACAUGCACACACACACCUACGCACAUGAACACACACAAUCUCUCGCACACACAAACACACACAUUCACCAGUUCACUCUCACGCGCACACACACACAUGCAUGCGUACGUACACACGCUCAUAACCGUAUGCACACACACACAAUCUCUCGCUCUCACACACACACUCACAUCCACAGUCAAACGCACACACACACAAACUCAAGCACUCACGCACACACACAUGCGUGCAGACACAAACACGUGUUAACACACAUUCACAUUCCCAUACGCGUGCACACACAUGUAUAAACACACACACACAUUUGCUUACCCAUGCACACACACACACUGAUGUACACGCACUCACACCCACGCACGCACGCACUCGUGCACACACACUUACACACUCUCUCACCCAAUCAUUCGCACACCCAAUCACACACAUGCACACACACACAAACUCAUGCACUCACGCACACACACAUACAUGCGUGCAGAGACACAAACACGUGUCAACACACACUCCUCAGUGUCCCUCUGCUAACUGGAGUAGAGACACACAAACAUGCACACACACAAACAUGCACACACACACACACGUACACACACACACGUGCGCAUACACACUCGAUCGCAUGCACACACACGCAUAUAUAUAUAUAUAUAUAUAUAUACACACACUCAUAUACACAUACACACACACACUCAAUCACACACUCACACACACAUAAACACAAACACUCAUAUACACCUAGACCCUCACACACCCACACCUACACACACACACACACUCACAUACACACAUACACAUAUAUAUACACACACACACUCAUACACACACACACUUACAUACACAUACACACACACUCAAUCACACACUCACACAUAUAUACACACACUCAUAUGCACCUAGACCCACACUCACACACCUACACACACUCUCGCACACCCAGUCACACACACACAGCCUCUCUCUCUCACAUACACUCCAUCACACACACACAUACUCUCACACACACCCUUUCUCUCUCAGUCAUGCACACGCACUCACAAAUACAUACACUCAUGUUUACUCAUGCACACGCACUCACACACCUACGCACGCACACUCUCUCACACCCAGUCACACACACACCUACACACGGACACACACAAUCUCACGCACACACACAGACACGCACAUGCAAACAUACACACUCUCAUACCCGUAUGCACACACACUCUGUCUCUCACUCACACACUCACAUACAGUAUACAGACACACACAUUCGCAAAUGCACGCACACACACACUCAUGCACUCACGCACAAACACAAACGUGUCAACACACACACAUUCUCAUUCCUAUACGCACACGCACACACACAUGUAAAAACACACACAUUCUCUUACCCAUACGCAAAGACACACAUACUCAUGCACUCACAUGUGCACACACCAUAUACACAUGUAUGCACAAACAUUCUCAUACCCAUACAUACAUACACACACAUACACAAAGGCACUCUCACACACACAUACACACACUCAUUCUCUUGCAGGCACACUCACUCAAAUACAGUCACACGCACAUUCACACAAACGCACGCACACACACUUUCUCUUACCUUACACACAUGCACCCGUGUGCACACACACAUACUCAUGCACUCAAUCAUACUCUCACACAUGCACACACAUAUACAUGCGUGCACACACAUACACACAUUCUCUUACCCAUACACACACGCAACCCGGGCACACACACACACACACACAUAUUCAUGCACUCACACACAUACACACACACAUGUUCACAUCCACAGUCACUCCCACAAACGUACGCAUGCAUGCGCACACAUUCACAAAUACACCCACGCAAACACACUCUCACCCAAUCACACACACAGACACACACGUCGACACACUUGCAACCUUCCUUGACCAAUGCCUUACCAGUGCAAUUUCAGCUGUGCCCAAUAUUAUCCUCAGUACAGCUUAACCCCUGUACAUAAGAAUAUGAUUUUUUAGCAGGUUCAGGUUAAGCACUUGCUGUCUAAAUAUGAUUUUAUUUUUUUACAUUUUAAUACAUUCAUAUUGCAAAUGUUCAAGGUGUGUUUAUGUACUUUUGAUUAUUAAAACAUUAAUAUAACAUUGAGAGUAAUAAUGCCAAAAGAUGGCAAGGUAAAAUAUUUUUGAAGUAAUAAUUCUGUCUCCUGUAUCUGCAUCUUUUUUUAAAGAAGCCAGUGGCAAACUCCUCCACUUAAAUGUGCAUUUUACUAGUUUUUACAGUUGCUUUCAUUCAUUUUCACAAGAGUUCCAAUGUGCAACUUUCUGUGGGUAAAUGCAACUGAUAGGGAGAAUGCAGAAUGAUCACUGCAGUGUACUUAUUUCCUUUCAUUAAUGUAAACAAUGAUGGACUCAGUUUCCUUAUUAAUUCUGUUAGGAUUGUUUUUUUGUUUUUUGUUUUUUUGCUUUAAUUUUCUGUAUUUUCAGACAAUAAUAUGCAAUGAUUAAACCUGAAUUAUAAAAAUAUCAAA